Messenger RNA from Mycena citricolor, 2999 nucleotides. The record is from the annotation of a GenBank genome assembly. NCBI's taxonomy places the organism in Eukaryota, Fungi, Basidiomycota, Agaricomycetes, Agaricales, Mycenaceae.
CUUGAAUCCCUCCACGAUAAUGUCUGCUCUGACUGGAACAACGCAUGCGCUUUCUCUCCCCGAAAUCCUGAAUCUUGUACUUGGAUGGAUCUAUGCAGACGACAUGUAUCAUGCAACAGUCAGACGCCACGGCGCUGAUGCUGCCGACUGGUUCAGUGUUCCUCUCGCGCCGGAUUCGACUGAUGAAGAGGACGAGGAGGACUGGGAGAUUCUCUACUUCAGCAAUGCUCACGUGCUUGUCCGCUGUGCGCUCGUCAACCACGCCUGGUUCUACGAGGCCGUCCCUUACUUGUGGAGGGACCCCUGCACGUACAUGUCCGACUCAUUACACUCCCACUUCAGCGGGAUUUCCUCUCUAGAGAGAAAACAGUUCUAUGCGAAUUUUGUGCGCGUCGGGAAGGAGACUACCUCUGAUGGAGCCGGAAAGAGUCGACUCAAUGCACAGGAACUGUUGCUGGAGGGUCCGGACUUUCCUCGUCUCGAGGAGAUGUCCAUCUACCUCGACGGUUCUGGGGCUUGGAUACCACCCAUCCGCGGUGAUAAUGUGCGGGUGUUGACGCUGGAUCCCUCCUUCGACGUGAAUCCUGAUACGUAUCGCGUGAGCCGGGCGGACAUGGAUGGAAUUCUAGAUAUUUUGCCCAUCUUCUUCCCAAAUGCUCAAACAGUCGAAUUCUUGGAUUCGUGUUUGGCGUUCCCUGGCGCACUCGAACGCUUCCAAGCGCGCAUGCCUAGGUUGGAGACCUUUGACCACACUCUAGACGCGAGCACGGGCUGUAGUCAUUGGGAGCUGAUGGACGUUGACCAGGACCGCAUCACACGCGUGCCAUCCCCUGCCCCACCGACCCUUCCACCACCACCGCUCUCAUAUGAUGAACAUCGUUCUAACCAAACUCCUCUCGUUAUCGACAACGGGUCUACGUAUCUGCGGUACGGCUUCGCCACCUCAGAGAAUCCACGGUCCGGUUUGAACGUGGUCGCGAAGUACAAGGAGCGGCGGACCAACAAGCCUCUUCUUUUGUUUGGUGACGGGGUAGAGGUGGAAGGUGGCGCGAAGAUCCAGGCGCGGACGCCAUGGGAGGGGGAUGUGCUACUCAAUUCCGAAGCGCUAGAAAACGCGCUGGACUACGCGUUCGUGCAGCUGAGUAUCGAUGCGGAGACGGUGGAACACCCGAUGAUCAUGACGGAGCGGUUGUGUUCGCCAAUGCAUUCUCGUGCUAUCACAUCAGAGCUGCUUUUCGAGCAGUACGGCGUUCCCUCAGUGGCAUACUGUGUCGACUCGAUCAUGUCAUUCUACCAAAAUAACGGGCCCUCUGCAGAUGGUCUCGUGCUUUCUUUCAACACCGCGUCGACAUCCGUGAUCCCUAUUCUCUCGGGCAAGGGGAUCCUCAGCCACGCGAAGCGUAUACCGUGGGGCGCGUCCCAGUCCGCUGACUACCUCCUGAAGCUGGUCCAGCUCAAGUACCCGAACUUCCCCACACGAGUCACCCCACCCCAGUCUCAAUGGAUGCUGCAAAAUAUGUGCGAGUUUGCGCCGGACUACCUGUCGCUGCUGCGGUCGUUCAAAUAUUGUGAUGUUUUACGAGCGCAUGAUCGGAUCGUCCAGUUCCCCUUCGCACAGCUUGUGCAAGAGGAAAAGUCGCCCGAAGAGCUUGAGCGGGCUGCUGAGCGCCGGAGAGAGCAGGGCCGGAAACUCCAGGAGAUGGCUGCGAAAAUGCGUACGGAGAAACUCGAGCAGAAGGAAACAGAUUUGCAGUUUCUGCAUACUUUGCGCGACGGAAAGGAUGGGGAAUCCAAGAGAGAUUGGAUGGCAAGUUGCCUUCGUCUUCCUUGCCCCUGUCCCACUAUCAAGAAACUAGAGUCAGAUUUGAAGAAAGCUCGGAGGAAGGAUGCGGUGGAGGAUGACGAGGAACCGAAUUUCCCGCUUGUGGAUGUUCCUGACGCUGAGCUGGAUGAGGAAGGUCUGAGAGAAAAGAAGAAGCAAAAACUGAUGAAGGCGGGUUUCGAGGCCCGUGCCAGAGCGCGGAAGGAGAAAGAACGAGAGCGAGCGGAACAGGAAGAAGCCGAGCGACGAGAGGAGCAGGAGAGAGAACAAGAUCUGGGUGGCUGGAUUCGCAAAAUGCGUCAGGAGCAGGAGGCACUUAUGGCGCGCAUCAAAGAACGUAACCGUCGAAAAGCAGCUCUCAGUGACCGGAAGAGUGCUGCAGCUCAAGCGAGGAUGAAAAACAUCGCCAGCCUUGCAGCAGAUGAGCGCGCACCAAAGAAAAAACGCAAGGGCGGGGGCGAGGAUAACUUCGGAGCGAAUGAUGCAGAUUGGGCUAUCUAUCGGAAGAUCAAUAUAGCGGCGCCUUCAGAUGACGAGGAAGAGGACCUCAAUCAACUGCAGACCAUUGAGGGCAAGCUUCUAUCCUACGAUCCGACCUUCACAAUCCUGGAAACCCACGCAUCCUUGGUGUUGAAGCGGUCUGAACUGCUCACGACGCUGCGCCCUGUGUACGACGAAAACGACAUUGAAGGCUCAUACCGAGUUCAUCUGAACACCGAGCGAUGGCGGGUGUGUGAAACGUAUUUCGCUCCGGGAAUGGCAGGCGUCGACUCUGCCGGACUAGGAGAAGUCAUACAGAACGUUUUGGCCCGGUUUACCAGCUCCGAAAAAGAAAAACUAGUGCAGAACGUCUUCCUCACUGGUGCCCCGACUCAGUUUCCCGGUCUAAGCGAACGGCUGCAGCUGACGAUGCGGCCGAUACUUGCACCGGAAAUGCAAAUCAAUAUCUGCAAGGCUGAAGAUGUCAGUGCCGACGCGUGGCGCGGGAUGGCGCGAUUCGCGAAAUCAGACGAGUUUGCCGGUGUCGGUGUCACGAGGGCGGAAUAUGACGAGUAUGGGGGCGAGCGAACACGACGGUGGUGGGGUGGGAACUGGAAUUGAUUUGGUUGCGUAGCUUUCUUGCUUUGUUGUAUGCUAUCUGUACGUGCGGUGCAAUCCAGACUUGUCGCGAUUGUCA